GGGCAGCUCCACCCGCCGGCUGGCCCAGCCCCUCCGGUGGUGCCAAGGAAUGUGCCUGGGCGAGGCAGGAGGGGCCGCGGAGCCGCAGCCACCCGGAGGCAGAGCACAGGUCACGGCGUGGAGGUGCCUGGCCACCAUGCUCAGUCUCAAGCUGCCCCAGCUCCUCCGAGUCCACCAGGUCCCUCGGGUGUUCUGGGAGGACGGUAUCUUGUCUGGCUAUCGCCGCCCCAGCAGCUCGGCCCGGGACUGCGUCCUCAGCUCCUUCCAGAUGACCAACGAGACGGCCAACAUCUGGACUCACUUCCUGCCCACCUGGUACUUCGUGUGGCGCCUGCUGGCGCUGGCGGGGGCUCCGGGCUUCCGGGCGGAGCCGUACCACCGGCCGCUGCUCGUCUUCCUGCUGCCCGCCUGCCUCUACCCCUUCGCGUCGUGCUGCGCGCACACCUUCAGCUCCAUGUCGCCCCGCGCGCGCCACAUCUGCUACUUCCUGGACUACGGCGCGCUCAGCCUCUACAGCCUGGGCUGUGCGUUCCCCUAUGCCGCCUACUCCAUGCCGGCCUCCUGGCUGCACAGCCGCCUGCACCGGCUCUUCGUGCCUGCCGCCGCACUCAAUUCCUUCCUGUGCACCGGCCUCUCCUGCUACUCCCGGUUCCCCGAGCUGGAGAGCCCUGGGCUCAGUAAGGUCCUCCGCACGGCCGCCUUCGCCUAUCCCUUCCUGUUCGACAACCUCCCUCUCUUCUACCGGCUCGGACUGUGCUGGGACAGGGGCCCCGGCUGCGGACAGGAUGCGCUGAGCACCAGCCACGGCUACCACCUGCUGUGCGCCCUGCUCACUGGCUUCCUCUUCGCCUCCCACCUGCCCGAGCGGCUGGCCCCGGGACGCUUUGACUACAUUGGCCACAGCCAUCAGCUGUUCCACAUCUGUGCCGUGCUGGGCACGCACUUCCAGCUGGAGGCGGUGCUGGCUGACAUGGGAUCUCGCCGAGCCUGGCUGGCCACGCAGGAGCCCCCCGUGGGCCUGGCAGGCACGGUGGCCGCGCUGGGCCUGGCGGUGGCCGGGAACCUGCUCAUCAUUGCUGCCUUCACAAGCUCCCUGUUUCGGGCCCCCAGCACCUGCCCCCUGGUGCAGGGCGGCCCCCUGGAGGGGGGUAUGAAGGCCAGACAGCAGUGAGGCCCCCUCUCUGAGCCUGCCCCGGGGGAAGGCAGAGGCCAGGCCUCGGUGCCAGGGAGGA
Molecule: messenger RNA, 1232 nt
Organism: Lontra canadensis (Northern American river otter)
Lineage: Eukaryota; Metazoa; Chordata; Mammalia; Carnivora; Mustelidae
Gene: PAQR6
Product: progestin and adipoQ receptor family member 6
Exons: 8
Coding region: 50-1171 (373 amino acids)
Cellular component (GO): membrane
Molecular function (GO): signaling receptor activity
Source: RefSeq, a predicted model, not a curated record